UUACUGCCAGUAAAAAUGUCUGUAAAAUUGGUCCCAAAACUUUUCUAGCUAAUCUUCCUGCUUGGAGUAACUAAACCUGCUUUUAGCUUUUUUGAUCCCUGUGGAGAUAGAAAUGGAAUAAAAGUCGAAGAAGCCAAUGCAGUGAUGGAGAACUGGCCCAGAAAUCUGCAAGUGGAUAGGGUUAAUAGAACCCACAAGUGCUAUGUGUCCGGCAUUCUCUGGUACUUUGGUAUUAUAGAUUGUUUCGGAAAUAUGCGCCUUGAUGUAUAUUUGGAUCUUGGGAUUAUAGAUGAGUAUGCUUUUGCACCGACUCUCGACCGCUGUAUUUACCAGUAUAGAGAUGUGUCUGAUCACUGCCUUAGACUAGAGAAAUUAGCCACAAAAUAA
Molecule: messenger RNA, 387 nt
Organism: Drosophila kikkawai
Lineage: Eukaryota; Metazoa; Arthropoda; Insecta; Diptera; Drosophilidae
Gene: Obp57d
Product: Odorant-binding protein 57d
Molecular function (GO): odorant binding
Source: RefSeq, a predicted model, not a curated record